GGAGGCGAUUAGCCCUGUUAGGUGGGCGGUGGAGCCCGCGAGCGCGCGGGCGAGACCAUGGCGGGCAGCAGCACCGGGGGCGGUGGUGUCGGGGAGACGAAGGUGAUUUACCACCUGGAUGAAGAGGAGACUCCUUACCUGGUGAAGAUCCCCGUCCCCGCCGAGCGCAUCACCCUCGGCGAUUUCAAGAGCGUUCUGCAGCGGCCCGCAGGCGCUAAGUACUUUUUCAAGUCUAUGGAUCAGGAUUUCGGGGUGGUGAAGGAAGAAAUUUCAGAUGACAAUGCCCGCCUCCCCUGCUUCAAUGGAAGGGUGGUAUCCUGGCUAGUGUCAUCAGAUAACCCCCAGCCUGAGGUGGCUCCCCCAGCCCAUGAGCCUCGGACGGAACUGGCACCUCCACCCCCACCAUUACCCCCUUUGCCACCGGAGAGGACCAGUGGCAUUGGGGACUCAAGGCCUCCCUCCUUCCACCCUAAUGUGUCCAGCAGCCAUGAAAAUCUGGAGCCUGAGACAGAAACCGAGUCAGUAGUGUCCCUGAGGCGGGAGCGGCCUCGCAGGAGAGAUAGCACUGGGGGCCACAGACCCAGUGGCCCCUCAAGGCUGGAGCGCCACCUGGCUGGGUACGAGAGCUCCUCUACUCUCAUGACCAGUGAGCUGGAGAGUACCAGCCUGGGGGACUCAGAUGAAGACGAUGCCAUGAGCAGGUUCAGCAGCUCCACAGAGCAGAGCAGCGCCUCCCGACUCCUCAAGCGCCACCGGCGGCGGAGGAAACAGCGGCCACCCCGCCUGGAGAGGACCUCAUCCUUCAGCAGCGUCACGGAUUCCACAAUGUCUCUCAACAUCAUCACAGUCACACUCAACAUGGAGAAGUACAACUUCCUGGGCAUCUCCAUUGUGGGCCAAAGCAAUGAGCGGGGAGAUGGAGGCAUCUACAUUGGUUCCAUUAUGAAGGGUGGUGCCGUGGCAGCUGACGGGCGCAUCGAGCCAGGGGACAUGCUUUUGCAGGUGAAUGACAUGAACUUUGAGAACAUGAGCAAUGAUGAUGCUGUGCGGGUGCUGAGGGACAUUGUGCACAAGCCUGGCCCCAUUGUGCUGACUGUGGCCAAGUGCUGGGAUCCCUCUCCCCAGGCCUAUUUCACCCUCCCCCGAAAUGAGCCCAUCCAGCCAAUUGACCCUGCUGCCUGGGUGUCACACUCUGCUGCGCUGACUGGCACCUUCCCAGCCUAUCCAGGCUCCUCGUCCAUGAGCACCAUUACAUCUGGAUCCUCUCUGCCUGAUGGCUGUGAGAGCCGUGGUCUCUCCAUCCAUACUGACAUGGCAUCUGUGACCAAGGCCAUGGCAGCUCCAGAGUCUGGGCUGGAAGUCCGGGACCGCAUGUGGCUUAAGAUCACCAUCCCUAAUGCCUUUCUGGGCUCAGACGUGGUUGACUGGCUCUACCAUCACGUGGAGGGCUUUCCUGAGCGGCGGGAAGCCCGGAAGUAUGCCAGCGGGCUGCUAAAGGCAGGCUUGAUCCGACACACUGUGAACAAGAUCACCUUCUCUGAACAGUGCUAUUAUGUCUUUGGAGACCUCAGUGGCGGCUGUGAGAGCUACCUAGUCAACCUGUCCUUGAAUGACAACGAUGGCUCCAGUGGGGCUUCAGACCAGGACACCCUGGCUCCACUGCCUGGGGCCACCCCUUGGCCCCUGCUGCCUACCUUCUCCUACCAAUACCCAGCCCCACAUCCCUACAGCCCCCAGCCCCCACCCUACCAUGAGCUUUCAUCCUAUACCUACGGCGGGGGCAGUGCCAGCAGCCAGCACAGUGAGGGGAGCCGGAGCAGUGGGUCAACACGAAGCGAUGGGGGGGCAGGGCGUACAGGGAGGCCUGAGGAGCGGGCCCCUGAGUCCAAGUCUGGCAGUGGCAGUGAGUCUGAGCCCUCCAGUCGAGGGGGCAGCCUUCGGCGGGGCGGGGAACCUGGUGGGAUUGGCGAAGGGGGCCCUCCACCAUCCAGGGGCACAACAGGGGGUGCUCCCAAUCUCCGAGCCCAUCCAGGACUCCAUCCCUAUGGACCACCCCCUGGCAUGGCCCUUCCCUAUAACCCCAUGAUGGUGGUCAUGAUGCCCCCACCCCCACCCCCUGUCCCUCCAGCAGUGCAGCCCCCAGGGGCCCCUCCAGUCAGAGACCUGGGCUCAGUGCCCCCAGAACUGACAGCCAGCCGCCAAAGCUUCCACAUGGCCAUGGGCAACCCGAGUGAGUUCUUUGUAGAUGUAAUGUAGAGCCCAUUGUGGGGCCAUGUUGGCUGUCCAUCCUUGGCCUGUCCAGUCCUGUGUUGGUGCUCCUGUCCUGUGACUGGUUGGCUCAUCAGUCAUGUGCUCAUUACUCCUCAUGGUGCCCAGGCUCAGCCUGUCUGCUGCUGCCUGCUGUGAGGUUGUUGCCACUGUGACUUUCACCAGCAGUGCCUGUUCCUCCCGCUUCCAUUAGUGGGGUAGACAAGGGACCUUUGAAUAUUUUUAGCUUUAUUUUUUUUUUAUAAGCUUUUAUGGGGUUAAAAUAGACUUUCUUACUUUUUGGGACUAUUUUUUUAAUAGACAUUUUCUCUUUUGUAUGAAGAAUCCCCAUUUCCUGGGCCCUUUCUUCCAGCCCCAGAAUGUGACCUCCUCUUCUAGUCACCCAGUCAGCUCUGCCCUGUGCAGGGUGGGGGGUGGUCAGUGGUACCCUGGAAGGAGGAAAGGGGUUGGGCACUCUAGACAGCAGUGCAAGGAAGCUGGGGUAUUUGGCAUUUGGAGGCCAUGUAGCUGCCUUUGUUACUCUAUUUAUUUUAGUUACUUGUAUAAAACACCAAAUAAAGCAAUAGAGGCAAAUUC
This is a messenger RNA of Galeopterus variegatus (Sunda flying lemur), 2844 nucleotides long. RefSeq names its product dishevelled segment polarity protein 2 (gene DVL2). Gene Ontology annotation, molecular function: frizzled binding. Gene Ontology annotation, cellular component: cytosol. Bases 58 to 2256 code for a protein of 732 amino acids. Lineage: Eukaryota; Metazoa; Chordata; Mammalia; Dermoptera; Cynocephalidae. The record is from RefSeq and is a predicted model, not a curated record. Gene Ontology annotation, biological process: intracellular signal transduction; canonical Wnt signaling pathway. The transcript has 15 exons.